AUGGCAGCACGUCAACCAGUGAAAGUUCAAAAAGUUAUGGUUCAACCCAUUAACUUGAUCUUUCGCUAUUUACAAAACCGAUCACGUAUACAAGUUUGGUUAUAUGAACAAACAACAACACGUAUCGAAGGCUAUAUAAUAGGUUUCGACGAAUAUAUGAAUCUCGUUUUGGAUGAUGCCGAGGAAAUCUUGUUAAAGAAAGAUACUCGAAAGAAAAUUGGCAGAAUUUUACUUAAAGGUGAUAACAUCAGUUUAAUUCAACAAAUACAACCAACUGCAACACAUAGUUAA
Molecule: messenger RNA, 291 nt
Organism: Rotaria socialis
Lineage: Eukaryota; Metazoa; Rotifera; Eurotatoria; Philodinida; Philodinidae
Source: the annotation of a GenBank genome assembly